AUGGAUGAGUUGCUUUAUCCUCCCGUCAGGUUCCCUUGUCUGAGCGAAGGCUUAGGCCAGCGCCAGCAUUCACAUUCAGGUUCAGGUUCAAGCAGGUCGCAGUCACAACCGCAAGAGCAGUCGCAAGAUCAAGAUCAAGACCAAGACCAAGACGAGAGUGACAAGUCUCAGCCCAAAGAGCCAAAGGAGCAAACCGCCCAGCCUAGCCCAUGUGAGGACGACGACAACGACGACGACAAAACCAAUACCAGACUCUACUCGCUCCGUGAACAGAUCGAAUUGAGCUAUGCGCGCCUCGAGAAGUUGGUCGACACGCUUCGUAACCACAACCACAACUGCAAAGACGGCCUGUCGACAGCUAAGGCCGCCUCGACUGGACCGGGAGACGGAACAGCAGCCUUGGAGACGGGAGAACAGGAACAAGAACGGGAACGGGAACAAGAUCAGGAACAAGAUCAGGAACAGCAACGGGAACAAGAGCCAGGCCGUGACCCAACGCAAGGACAAGUGCCGGAACCGCAACCGCUCGUCAAUGUUGUGCUCGUGGGCCACAGUGUCGGCGCGUACAUUGCGCUAGAGAUUGUGAGGCUACGGCAUGAACGGCAUGGAUUUCGUCAAUCGUCGUCGUCGACAACAUCAAGCAGCAGUGCAUCAAACCGGGCAAAUUCGACUUCCGGUAUAAACAUCUCAUCUACGAGUACUGAUACUACACGUACAGGACAAAGCUCAACUUCGUCACCACCUGCAGCUUCAGUCAAUGCCUCGUGGACAGUCACCGCAUGUAUCCUCCUCACCCCGACUAUCGUCGACAUUCAUCGCUCCCCGUCCGGCCGCGUCGCGACGCCGCUGUUGACCUCCCUCCAGCUCGCACUCCCAUCCGCAUCCGCGUCGCGGUUUAUACUACCUGUGCUGGCCCACACGCUGGUCCACUCGGUUCUUGUCAAGUCGCUGCCGUCGACCUGGCUCUCUUGGCUCGUGGAGCGAGUCGCCGGCAUGAAACGGGGCUCGCAUGGGUCCGACGCCACACUGGCGUUCCUCAGGAGUCCGCGCGGCGUCAAGCAGGCCUUGUAUAUGGCUGCGGAUGAGAUGGGCCAGAUCAGAGCUGAUGGGUGGGGUGAAGAGGUCUGGGGAGCAGCAGCUGUCGAUAACGACAUUGGCGGGGCUACAAGGUUCUCUCCUACUCCCAGGCUCUACUUCUGGUUCGCAAAGUCGGAUCACUGGGUCGCGGACAUCACGCGGGAAGAGAUCCAAAGAGCCAGAGGCGGCGGAGUGGUGGAGAGGGACGAGAUCGAUAUUCUGGGCCACGCGACUGAUGAGGUACAAUUUAGACUUGACGCCACCAACCACGACAAGCACGCCGUGGACGAAGCGCCGAUGGUGCGGAUAUAUGAGACGGACGGGCUGGCGCAUGCUUGGUGUCUGAACCAGAGCGAGUUCGUUGCCCGACGAGUGAUAGGAUGGCUGAGGGAGAUAUUGGGUCAAGAGUGUCGAGAAUCCGUCUGA
This is a messenger RNA of Capronia epimyces CBS 606.96, 1503 nucleotides long. RefSeq lists its product as uncharacterized. Bases 1 to 1503 code for a protein of 500 amino acids. NCBI's taxonomy places the organism in Eukaryota, Fungi, Ascomycota, Eurotiomycetes, Chaetothyriales, Herpotrichiellaceae. The record is from RefSeq and is a predicted model, not a curated record. Gene Ontology annotation, molecular function: lipase activity. Gene Ontology annotation, cellular component: lipid droplet. The transcript has a single exon. Gene Ontology annotation, biological process: lipid storage.